Molecule: messenger RNA, 20802 nt
Organism: Fundulus heteroclitus (mummichog)
Lineage: Eukaryota; Metazoa; Chordata; Actinopteri; Cyprinodontiformes; Fundulidae
Gene: obscna
Product: obscurin, cytoskeletal calmodulin and titin-interacting RhoGEF a
Exons: 85
Coding region: 10-20151 (6713 amino acids)
Biological process (GO): protein phosphorylation
Molecular function (GO): guanyl-nucleotide exchange factor activity; protein kinase activity; protein binding
Source: RefSeq, a predicted model, not a curated record
GCUGAAGACAUGGGAGACAAUAAAACCGGAGGGAUAGUUGCAGCUGCACUGAACCGUCUGAAAGUGGUGAAGGGUUUGGAGGAUGUGGAGGUGUCAGAGUGCGAGAGCUGCUCCUUUGAGGUGACUCUUAACCUGGCUUAUGUGGAGGGCAUCUGGACCAGGGAUGGGAUGCAGGUGAAGUCGAAGCCCAGUUGUCGCAUCAGCGCACACGGGAAAAAACACGGCCUUGUCCUGAACCGGGUGGCUUUGGGAGAUGCUGGUUUAUACUGUUUCCAGGCCAGUGAGGUUCAGACCUCAGGCAGGCUCGUUGUCAGAGCCAGAGACAUACACAUCGAGAAGGAACUGGAGGACGUGGACACGCUUGAGCGUCAACCCGUCAGUUUUCUAUGCGAAGUCAACCAGGCGGAUGUGGAGGGUCGGUGGUACCGAGAUGACUGCAGAAUCCGACCUGGGGACAACAUCAAGAUAAGACACCAGGGUAAAACGCACGCCUUGCUCUUCAAGUCGGUCCGACCAGAACACGCAGGUGAGAUCAGAUUCACGGCAGAGCGGGUUUCAUCGUAUGCCACUCUCACAGUAAAAGAGCUCCCAGUCCAGAUAAUUCGACCUCUGAGGGUCAAAAUCGCCAUGUAUCGCCACAGAGGUCUGCUGGAGUGCCAGGUGUCGAGGCCUAACGCUCAAGUCAGAUGGUACAAGAGCAGGAAGGAGCUCCUGCCCAGCAAGAAGUAUCAGCUAAUCAGCCAGGACGUCUACAGGCAGCUGACCAUCGAGGAUGUCCGCUCAUCAGACGAAGACACCUACACGUGUGAUGCAGGAGACGACAAAACAUCCUGCCAGCUUCUGGUGGAGGAGCAGGCCAUCAGAAUAGUCCGGGGGAUGAAAUCCAUGGAGGUGAUGGAGCCAAAGCCGGCCCUGUUCCAGGUAGAGACCAGUCUAAAGUCCGGGAGGCCCCCGAAGUGGACCCUGAAGGGUGAGGUGUUGGAGCACUCAGCAGGAGUGAACAUUGACAGGCAGGGGAACCUCCACAGUCUGUGUCUCACCAGCACAGACAGCUCCAUGUCAGGGCCUGUGGUCUUCGUGGCUGGAAAGAGCCGCUCCACCGCUCAGCUUACUGUUAACGAGCGACCUCUUGAGGUGGUUCACCACCUUGAUGAUGUGGAGGCAAAGGAGAGCAGCUCUGUGAGUCUGAGCUGCGAGUUCGCCCCGUCUCCCCGGGUGGUGCGGUGGUUUAAAGGUCGCACGGCUCUGAAGGUCUCCAACAAGUACACCAUGAAGCGAGAGGGGAAACGAGCGGAGCUGAUCGUUCACGGCCUGACAGGGAUGGAUGCCGGACAGUACCGCUGCGUGGCUGGUGGUACGCAAAGCACCGCGGAGGUCAAGGUGGAAGUGAAAAGAUUGAAGCUGGUCAAACACCUUGAGCCUGUCGACAUUGAGGAGGAUGGCGUCGCUACGUUUUCAUGCGAGCUCAACUACGUCGUCGCCAAUGCCGAGUGGCUGCUUAACAACGUCCGGCUCAGGUCUAACGCCGUCAACCGGAUCCAGCACAUGGGCACGAUGCACAGCCUCGUGAUGCAAAAGCUCAGACCACAGGACAGCAGGGUCACAUUUAAAGCAGGCCUUCUCACCGAGACGACAAUCUUAAAAGUUAAAGAGCGCCCGGCGGUGUUUCUCCGGUCCUUGGAGGAUGUAGUUGGAGAGGAGCAAGGGGAGGUUUGCCUGCAGUGUGAAAUCUCCAAAGAUUCAGUGACGCCUCUUUGGAGGAAGGACGGCGUUGUCCUGACACCCGAUGACAAGCAUGAGUUUGUGCAGUGUGGGAAGUGCAGGGCACUGAUCAUCCACUCACUGAGUAAAGAGGAUGCUGGGCAGUACACCUGUGACCUGGGCACCAGUCAGUCCAAGGCGAAGGUUACAGUGCACGAUCUACAUAUUACCAUCGUCCAGCGGAUAAAGACAGUUUCUGUUCAGGAGGGCGAUAACUGUGCUUUCGAGUGCCAUCUCUCUCACGGUCUGGAUGAUGACCCUGUUUGGACCAUCAAUGGUCAGGCGGUGGUUACCAACAGCCGCAUUCAGCUCGUCAACAACGGCCGCGUCUUUAAGAUGGCCAUUAAAGACGUCACCCUCUCUGACGCUGGCGACGUGGUCUUCGCGGUUAAAGACCUGAGCUGUAGGACCAUGUUAUUUGUGAAAGAGAAGCUUGCGCACAUCUUCAGGGACCUGCUGAAUGUGAAGGCCGUGCCUGGGGAGGACGCCGAGCUGAGCUGCCAAAUCACAAAGCCAGAAGUGACCGUUCGUUGGCUGAAAAACGGACGUCCAGUCAGGGACAGCCCUAAAUACGAAAUGAGCACGGAGAAGAACCUGGCAAGGCUGUUGAUCAAGAAUGCCUCCAUCAGAGACUCUGGUGAAUACUGCUGCGAGGCUGACGGCGUUGCAUCCCGAGCCAAGGUGGAGAUCAGAGAACUUCAGCACACUUUCGCAAGGGAGUUGAGAGACAUGCGAGGAGAAGAAAAGAGUAAAGUAACGCUGGAGUGUGAGACCAGGCGGCCAGCCAAGCGCGUGACGUGGCUAAAGGGCAUGGUGGAGCUCAGAUCUGGGAAGAAGUAUGUCGUCAAGCAGAAGGGAGUCGUUCUGUCCCUAACCAUCACCUGCCUGGAGAAAACAGACACGGAUAUUUACGUGUGUGAUGUUGGUACCAUGCAGAGCCGGGCACAGCUGACUGUGCAAGGUCAGAAGGUGAUCAUCUUGGAUGAAUUAGAAGACGUGGAGUGCCUUGAAGGUGACACGGUCACAUUCAGGUGCCGAAUUUGUCCCGAUGACUACUGGGGGGUCAAGUGGUACCUGGACGAGACUCUGCUUUAUACCAACGAGCUCAAUGAGAUCCAGAUGGUACCGGGAGGCCUUCACACCCUCACAUUUAGACAGCUUGCUCGUAAAGACACUGGCACUAUUUCAUUUGUAGCAGGGGACAAAAGAUCGUACGCCUCACUUCUAGUUAGAGAGAGGCGUCCAACCAUCAUCAAAGCACUGGAGGACUGUGAGGCUUUUGAGGGCGGCGGCUUAGUUUUGUCUUGUGUGACUUCCAAACCGUGCCACAUCUUGUGGUACAAAGAUGGCUGCCUGAUGUGGCACUCCUCCAGAUACUUCACCAGCCAUUCUGGCUGCGAGGCACGACUAACCAUUCGAGAGGUUAGCAGCGGCGAUGCUGGAGUGUACGAGUGCAGCGCUGGAUCUGUCACGACCACGGCUGUCGUCACUGUCAAAGCCAUCCCAGCAGAGUUCACCCAGCCUCUGAACGCUGUAGAGGCCAAGGAAGGAGAGGCCGUCACAUUAACCUGUGAAUACUCCUUACCUGGAGUCCAGUUUCACUGGAGGAAAGGUUUUGAGAACAUCCGACCUGGAGAUAAGUACGUCAUGAAACAGAGGAAGACCAUCAUCUCUCUCACCAUCAAAGCACUCAGGCCUGAGGACUCAGGAGAGUACACAUGCCAGUGCAGACAACACCAGACGACAGCUAGUCUCAAAGUACACGCAAUUCCCAUUACGUUCACUCAGCAACUGAAGAACCUGCAAGCUGAGGAGGGCAGCAGUGUGAUAUUACGCUGUGAAAUCUCCAAACCUGGCAUAACGGUGGAAUGGAGGAAGGAGCCCGAGCUGCUGAGGAACGGCAUCAAGUUCCAGAUGAGGAAACGGGAGACCACCUUGGAGCUCCUGAUAUGGAAGCCUGUCCCGGAGGACAGCGGGGAGUAUAGCUGCGUGUGCGCUGAUCAGAUAACGUCUGCCACAGUCAGGAUCACCGCUCUGCCAGUCACCUUCAAGCAGAAGCUGAGGAACGUGUCGAUUGAGGAGGGCAACACGGCGACGUUUCGCUGUGAACUCUCCAAGCCGGGUCAAACCGCCGAAUGGAGGAAAAGUCGAGACGAAGUCAUCAGGAACGGAGAAAAGUAUCACGUGCGACAGAGAGACACACUUAUUGAACUCAGGAUCAUUGAUGUGACUCCUAAAGACAGCGAUAUCUACACUUGCAUCUGCGGAGACAUUGAGACAACGGCCACUCUGACUGUGAAUGCCAUUCCUGUAACGUUCAAGCAAAAGCUGAAGAACCAGCAAGUGGAGGAAGGACACAACAUCACGCUGAAUUGUGAGAUUUCCAAAGCCGGUGUCCCGGUGGAGUGGAGGCUCGGAGGAGAGACGCUGGAGAACGGAGACAAGUACCAGAUGAAGCAGAGGGACUCCUCCCUGGAGCUGACCAUCAGAGACGCUGCGCCGGAGGACAGCGGUGUCUACACCUGUGUGUGCAGAGAGCAAAAGACUAAGGCAACUGUCAAAGUUAUCGCGGUUCCUGCCACAUUUAAAGUGGGCUUGAAGAGCCAGGAAGUGGAAGAAGGGAACGGUGUGACUCUGCAUUGUGAGCUGUCAAAGAAAGGCGUCCCCAUCCAGUGGCUGAAAGACGGUCAGGUGCUGUCCGAAGAGUUGAGCCGAGACAAAUACCUGAUAAAGGUGGAAGGAAAGAAAGCUCUCAUGACUAUUUCCAACGUGCAACCCAAUGACGCAGGGAGGUACAGCUGCGUCACUGGAGAUGAGAAAACCUCAGCAGACGUACGAGUCAAACCACUUCCUGUAACGUUCAAGCGAGAGCUCCAGAGCCUGAUAGCCACAGAAGGAGACUGCGCAGUUUUCUGCUGCGAGCUCUCCAAACCCGAAGCCCCCGUGGAGUGGAGGAAAGGCAGAGUCGUCCUGAAACCUGGAGAGAAAUAUGAAAUGAAACUGGAGGGCCGUCUAACCAAACUGACCAUCAACAGGGUGGAGGAGAGCGAUGCUGGCAAAUACACCUGCAGGACGAAACACAGCCAAUCCACCGCUGAGCUCAGAGUCCGAGCUCUCCCUCCCAGCUUCACGCUGCCGUUAGUUAACCAGGAGGUCACUGAGGGCGACGUUGUGGCUCUGCACUGCGAGCUCAGCAAGCCUGCUCCCUCGGUGGAGUGGAGGAAAGGAGGAGAGCUGCUCAAGAACGGAGACAAGUAUCAGAUGAGGAAGAAAGACCUGCGGGUGGAAAUGAAGAUCGCCGAGCUCACAGUGGAGGACUCUGGGGAUUACACUUGUAUGUGCGGGGAAGAGAGGACCACAGCGCGCCUCACAGUGAAUGAAAAGCCCGUCAAAUUCCUUCAGGAACUACAGAAUAUUCAAGUACAGGAGGGCAGUGGAGUGACGCUCUGCUGUGAGCUCUCCAAACCGGGCUUCCCGGUGCAGUGGAGGAAGGAGGACGUCGUGCUAACCAGCGGCGAGAAAUACCAGAUAAGGCACAUCGGCACCAGACCAGAACUCCUCAUCAGGAAAAGUCUCCCUGAGGACAGCGGCUCUUACAGUUGCAUCUGUGACGACGUCAAAACCACAGCGAGUGUCGCAGUUGCAGCAAUUCCGGUGACUUUCAAGCAGAAACUAAAGAACCAGGAAGCAGUGGAGGACGGUUGCUUGACAUUACGCUGCGAGCUUUCCAAACCGGGACAGGCAGUGGAGUGGAGGAGGGACGCGCAACUUAUGAAGGAUGGAGAAAAGUACCAGAUGAAGCAGGAGGGCCGAGUGGCCGAGAUGCUCAUCAGAAACGUAACUCUUGCAGAUGCAGGAGAGUACAGCUGUUCUGCUGGGACCGCCGUGACUUCAGCCGACAUCAAAGUCAGAGCUCUUCCUGUGACGUUCAAGAAAGAAGUUGAGAAUCUGGAGGUGAAGGAAGGAGACAGUGCUGCUUUCUGCUGUGAGCUGUCCAAGCCCGGAGCCGCCUUGGACUGGAGGAAAGGCAGGGUCGUCCUGAAGGCCGGUUACAAGUAUGAGAUGAAAGAGGAGAGCGGUCUCACCAAGCUGAUCAUCAACAACGUGGAGGAGAGCGACGCCGGCAAAUACACCUGCAAAACAGAGGACAGCCAAUCGACUGCUGAGCUCACAGUCAAAGCUCCCCCUGUCACAUUCAAAACAAAGCUGAGGAACCAGCAGGUGGAGGAGGAAAACAGCGUGACUUUGAGCUGCGAGGUGUCGAAGCCCAGCCUCGCUGUGGAGUGGAGGAAAGGCAAAGAGCUGCUGAAGAGUGAUUUCAAGUACCAGAUCAAAAAUCGUAACAGCGUCAUGGAGCUGACCAUCAAGAACGCCCAACCGGAGGACAGUGGACUCUACAGCUGCAUUUGUGAAGACGUCAAGACCACAGCGCAUGUCACAGUUACACCCAUCCCUCUCACAUUCAAACUGGGCCUGAAGAACCAGGAGGCCCCCGAGGGAGGGGACGUGUGUCUGCGCUGUGAGCUGUCCCGGGCCGGGGUGCCCGUGCAGUGGUGGAAAGGCGAGGACCAGCUCUGCCACGGAGGGAGAGUCCAGAUGACACAGAGGGGCAAGACAGCUGAGAUGACCAUCAGGAACAUACAACCAGAGGACGUCGGAGAGUACAGCUGCGUCUUCGGGGGUCAGAAGACAACAGCUGAAGUCAACGUGAGAGCUGCAGCAUCUGUAUACUUUGAGAAGGAACUAGAAAGCCAAGUGGUUACGGAGGGGAAAUCUGUGCUGCUGUCCUGCGAAGUUUCCAGCGCUAAUGUUCCCGUCACUUGGAAGAAAGACAGCGCCGUGAUUGAAGACGGAGCGCAUUACAUAGUGAAGAAAAAAGGCCCCUCGCGCACUCUGGAGAUUAAGAAAACGCAACUGGCCGACGCUGGAGAGUACUGCUGCAUCACCAGAGGCAAGAAGACCACUGCCAAGCUGACUGUGAGGGAGCGUGUCAGGAUUGUGAAACAUCUCCAGGACCUAACAGUGACAGCCGGGGAGGACGCCGUGUUUGUCUGCGAGCUGAGCCACGCAGACGUGAGCGACGGCGUCUGGUGGCUCGGUGCGAGCGCUCUGCAGAAGAACGACAUGAACCAGAUGACGUGCCACGGUCGCCAGCGCCGCCUGGUCCUCACCAUGACCACCCCGGAGGAGACGGGCCAAGUAGCGUUCGUGGUUGGGGAAGAGAGGACCUCUGCACAACUGCUUGUCGUCCCCAAGCCCAAAGUGUUGUUUGAGGAGAAACCCAAAGACACCACGGCCAUGGAAGGAGAGACAGCUAUCUUGUCCUGCGCCACAUCUGACUGCACCACCUUGGUCACCUGGAAGCGGCACCAUAUUCCACUUCGAAGUGGUGAUAAAUAUGAGAUGCGUAAGGAGGGUAAAAUCAACCUGCUGCUUAUCCGCGAUGUUGAGCCCCAGGACACUGGCAUGUACUCUUGUGAUACAGGGGAUGUGCAGAGCACUGCCAAACUAACUGUGACCGAACUUCCUCCGUUCUUUCAAGAAGAGCUGCAAAGUGUGGAAAGUGAAGAAGGAGGCUCAGCCUGCCUCUACUGUGAACUGUCUAAACUAGGAGUCCCGAUUCAGUGGAAAAAGGACCGGCUGCCAAUAAGAGCUAGCAGGAAGUAUGAGAUGAAGCAAGAUGGCUGCUUCCUGCAGCUUCACAUCAAGGAACUUAAGCUCGAAGACAGUGGCAGCUACUCCUGUCAAGCAGGGAGUGCAGAAACAACGGCAACGGUGUCUGUAAGAGAGACGCCCCCGUUCUUCAAGAAAGAAUUAAGAAGCGUGGAGGCCGAGGAAGGGGGUGCAGCCUUCCUGCAGUGCGAGCUUUCCAAAGCGGGGGUAUCUGUGCAGUGGAAGAAGAAUGGACUUCCUCUCAGAGAGAGCAGGAAGUACAAGAUGAAACAAGAUGGCUGCCUCCUCCAGCUCCACAUGGAUGGGCUGAAAGCUGAAGACAGUGGCAGCUACACAUGUCAGGCAGGAGGCACAGAGACGGCUGCCAAUGUGACAGUAAAAGAGCUUCCGCCCUAUUUCAAGAAGUGUCUGCAGAACAUAAAGGCAGAUGAAGGGGGUACAGCCUCUCUUCUCUGUGAGGUUUCUAAACCUGGAGUGUCUGCUCAGUGGAAGAAGAACCAGGCGCCUCUGAGAGCCAACAGGAAGUAUGAGAUGAAGCAGCAGGACUGCCUCCUACAGCUGAACAUCAAGGAGGUCAAACCGGAGGACAGCGGCUGCUACACUUGCCAAGUAGGAGGAGCAGAGACCAGCGCCACUGUGUCUGUCAAAGAGCUCCCGCCAUUCUUUAAGGAGAAUCUAAAAAGCCUGACGGUGGAGGAGGGAGGUACGGCCUCCCUGUGCUGUGAGGUGUCCAAGCCUGUGCAAGCAGUGCAAUGGAAGAAGAACAGGCUGCCGCUGAGAGCCAACAGGAAGUAUGAGAUGAAGCAAGAUGGCUGCUCCCUCCAGCUUUACGUCAGAGAUCUCACAGCCGAGGACAGCGGCAGCUACUCCUGUCACGCUGGACCUGCAGAGACCAAUGCAACCGUAUCUGUGAAAGAACAACCGGUUUUCUUCACGAAAGAAUUACAAAACAGGGACGGCGAGGAAGGAGGCUCCAUCUCUCUGUGCUGUGAACUUUCCAAGCCUGACGUUUCUGUGCAUUGGAAGAAAAACAAGCUGCCAGUGAGAGCCGGCCAGAGGCAUGAAUUCAGCCAAGAAGGCUCCAUCGUUCAGCUUCACAUCAUAGCUCUGAGACCCGAGGACAGCGGCAGCUACUCGUGUAUGGCAGGGGGUGCAGAGACAACUGCUGCUGUGUCUGUAAAAGAGACGCCCCCGUUCUUCAAGAAAGAAUUAAGAAGCGUGGAGGCCGAGGAAGGAGGUGCAGCCUUCCUGCAGUGUGAGCUUUCCAAAGCGGGGGUAUCUGUGCAGUGGAAGAAGGAUGGACUUCCUCUCAGAGAGAGCAGGAAGUACAAGAUGAAACAAGAUGGCUGCCUCCUCCAGCUCCACAUGGAUGGGCUGAAAGCUGAAGACAGUGGCAGCUACACAUGUCAGGCAGGAGGCACAGAGACGGCUGCCAAUGUGACAGUAAGAGAGCUUCCGCCCUAUUUCAAGAAAGAUCUGCAGAACAUAAAGGCAGAUGAAGGGGGUACAGCCUCUCUUCUCUGUGAGGUUUCUAAACCUGGAGUGUCUGCUCAGUGGAAGAAGAACCAGGCGCCUCUGAGAGCCAACAGGAAGUAUGAGAUGAAGCAGCAGGACUGCCUCCUACAGCUGAACAUCAAGGAGGUCAAACCGGAGGACAGCGGCUGCUACACAUGUCAAGUAGGAGGAGCAGAGACCAGCGCCACUGUGUCUGUCAAAGAGCUCCCGCCAUUCUUUAAGGAGAAUCUAAAAAGUCUGACGGUGGAGGAGGGAGGUACGGCCUCCCUGUGCUGUGAGGUGUCCAAGCCUGUGCAAGCAGUGCAAUGGAAGAAGAACAGGCUGCCGCUGAGAGCCAACAGGAAGUAUGAGAUGAAGCAAGAUGGCUGCUCCCUCCAGCUUUACGUCAAAGAUCUCACAGCCGAGGACAGCGGCAGCUACUCCUGUCACGCUGGACCUGCAGAGACCACUGCAGCUGUAACAGUGAAAGAACAACCGGUUUUCUUCACGAAAGAAUUACAAAACAGGGACGGCGAGGAAGGAGGCUCCAUCUCUCUGUGCUGUGAACUUUCCAAGCCUGACGUUUCUGUGCAUUGGAAGAAAAACCAGCUGCCAGUGAGAGCCGGCCAGAGGCAUGAAUUCAGCCAAGAAGGCUCCAUCGUUCAGCUUCACAUUAAAGCUCUGAGACCCGAGGACAGCGGCAGCUACUCGUGUAUGGCAGGGAGUGCAGAGACAACUGCUGCUGUGUCUGUAAAAGAGACGGCCCCGUUCUUCAAGAAAGAAUUAAGAAGCGUGGAGGCCGAGGAAGGAGGUGCAGCCUUCCUGCAGUGUGAGCUUUCCAAAGCGGGGGUAUCUGUGCAGUGGAAGAAGAAUGGACUUCCUCUCAGAGAGAGCAGGAAGUACAAGAUGAAACAAGAUGGCUGCCUCCUCCAGCUCCACAUGGAUGGGCUGAAAGCUGAAGACAGUGGCAGCUACACGUGUCAGGCAGGAGGCACAGAGACGGCUGCCAAUGUGACAGUAAAAGAGCUUCCACCCUAUUUCAAGAAGUGUCUGCAGAACAUAAAGGCAGAUGAAGGGGGUACAGCCUCUCUUCUCUGUGAGGUUUCUAAACCUGGAGUGUCUGCUCAGUGGAAGAAGAACCAGGCGCCUCUGAGAGCCAACAGGAAGUAUGAGAUGAAGCAGCAGGACUGCCUCCUACAGCUGAACAUCAAGGAGGUCAAACCGGAGGACAGCGGCUGCUACACUUGCCAAGUAGGAGGAGCAGAGACCAGCGCCACUGUGUCUGUCAAAGAGCUCCCGCCAUUCUUUAAGGAGAAUCUAAAAAGUCUGACGGUGGAGGAGGGAGGUACGGCCUCCCUGUGCUGUGAGGUGUCCAAGCCUGUGCAAGCAGUGCAAUGGAAGAAGAACAGGCUGCUGCUGAGAGCCAACAGGAAGUAUGAGAUGAAGCAAGAUGGCUGCUCCCUCCAGCUUUACGUCAAAGAUCUCACAGCCGAGGACAGCGGCAGCUACUCCUGUCACGCUGGACCUGCAGAGACCACUGCAACCGUAACAGUGAAAGAACCUCCUCCAUCUUUCAAGAAAGAGUUGGUAAGUGUGGAGGCAGAGGAAGGUGGAGCAGCAUCUCUGUGCUGUGAAGUGUCCAAACCUGGAGCGUCUGUGCAGUGGAGGAAAAACAAAAUGCCACUGAGAGCCAGCAGCAAGUAUGAAAUGAAGCAGGAAGGCUCCGUCGUUCGGCUUCGCAUCAAUGAUGUCAAACCUGAGGACAGCGGCAGCUACUCGUGUCAAGCCGGACCUGCAGAGACCACUGCCACUGUGUCUGUGAAAGAACUUCCUCUAUUCUUCCUGAAGAAGCUACAAAACACGAACGCCGAGGCGGGAGGGAUGAUCUCCAUGUGCUGUGAACUUUCCAAACCUGGGGUCUCGGUGCAGUGGAAGAAAGACAAGCUGCCGCUGCGAGCCAGCAGGAAGCAUGAGAUGAAACAAGACGGUCGCCUCUGUCAGCUUAACAUCAAAGACCUCAGGGUGGAGGACAGCGGCAGCUACACCUGCCAAGCGGGGAGUGCAGAGAGUACUGCAAGUGUGGCAGUUCAAGAGCCUGCUGCAUUGUUCAUGAAAGAAUUACAAAGUGUUGAGGCUGAGGUUGGCAGUGCAGCCUCUAUGUCCUGUGAGUUAUCCAGACCUGGAGUGCCUGUGCAGUGGAAGAAGGGUAACCUUCCUCUGACAGCCAGCGAGAAGUACGAGAUGAAACAAGACGGCCGUUUUCUGCAGCUUAACAUAAGGAAUCUUAAUUUAGAGGACAGUGGUAGCUACUCUUGUCAAGCUGGAAAUGCAAAAACAUCUGCAACCGUGCAAAUAAAAGUGCCACAGCUUGUUAUACAAGAGGCCAAACCUAGAGCAGCACCGGCACAGAUGAAAAGCACCGUCUCUGAACCAGCGGAUGAAAGGCCCGGCCUGCCAGAGGCCAAGCCGGUUCCCCCAGAGCCCAAAAAGAGGACUAACAGGAAAGCAUCUAUCAGCACUUUAGAAAAAGACACAGAGCAAUUGUUUGACCUGAAGGUGUCCGUGCAGAAUGUCAACAAUGAAGCCCAAAAGGGCGUCCAGCAAGCGAGAGCUCCAGAGAAACACUUUGAUGUUGUGCAGAAUGGAACAAAAGUAGAGAGGAAUGAAGAGAAAGGGAGUGAGAUGCACAAGAAAGAUGUUAAGCCAGUUAAACUACCAGAGGAGGAUUAUAAGGUUGGCAGGAGGGUUAUAGAGCCAUCUUCACCUUUGGGUACAGAAAAAGAUUUCACGGAAAAGAGACAACCAGAAGAGAAUGGAGGAAAAUGUGCUGAAAAUGUCGACUCUCGCGCGAAUCAGUCAGAGAGGCUGGUUGGCGACGAAACGGUUGAACUGAAAGAGACAGAAGCUGGAAGAGAAAUUGAAAAGGGAUUCAAACAACAAGUAAAGUCUUCAGAGGAAGCGAACAAAGUGAAGCAGGAGAUAACUCAACAUGCAGCAACAAUUUGGAGAAACAGUCAGGAUGAAAAACACGUAGAAGAGAAGCUUAAUGGGAAAGAAAUGACCAACACAGAUGUUAAAGCUUCAGAAUACAAAAGUGAAGAAGGAGAGACAGAAGAGGAGCGUGUGAAACCACCAGCGAGAUCCAGGCCAAAGGUGGUAUCUGGAGAUCAAACAGUCAAGUCUCUUACGAAACAAACAGAGGAUACAGUCCCUCGACUAGUCAAGAGAUCCCCAAAAGAUUCUGAAGACCCUAACGAGAGAGAGAAGGGGCAGGUGUUGCCAGAGAAGGUGUUGACACAAACACCCAGAGCAGAUCUGCUUCAGAGGCAAACAACUGAAGAGCCAGAAAAGGCGGAAGAAAAAAUGCCUCAGUUUGCCCCUCCAAAACCACCAGAGAGGAGAAAGAGCAAAGUAAAAAUAGGGAUGGAAAGACAGUUUUCAAGGGACACAGAGACAGAUCAAGAUGACGUACAGCCGAAAAGUGCUGCAGUAACGUCGUCCGGAGUGAAGCCAAACAUACAGCCAAGAAAGCCACUGAAGAAAGACGUGGAAGAGACUUCAAGACUGGAGAGAAACAAGUCCGUCACAACAGACAGUGAAACAGAAGAAAAAGUUAAGCAACUAGUAAAACAGCCAGUGAGACCAAAUAAGAAAGAACCUGGACUAGUUCAGGAAAUAAAACUGGCUGUUGAGCCAAUGAGAAAAACGGAGGAAGCCCAGCCAGCAAACACGGAAGAGGAGAUCCCUCUGCUCUACAUUUCUGAAGAAGAAACUUUCUCAGAGGCCUUCGCUGAGCUUCCUCCCAUCCACCUCCAGCCUGCUGGUCCUGAGCGAACCGGACCGCUGCUUAUCCAGAAGAUACAGCCACCAGAACCUUCUCCCGGGGAGACCGACCUCAACGUGGAGGACGAACCCCAAAUGCAAGACGCUGCCGUCAAGAUCCAGGCGGCGUUCAAAGGCUACAAAGCUCGCAGAGACAUGCGGCCCGUCUUCAAGGAGGUGUUCAAGAACCAGAACGCGGAUCUCCACGGCACGCUCACGUUGAAGUGUGUUGUGGAUGGAAGGCCCAGCACUGUGCGCUGGCUGAAAAACGGCCAACAACUUACGAAUGAUCCUCGACGCCAGAUUAGAACCACGGAAAAAGGAGAAUGCACGCUCGUGGUUAAAAACCUAAACAACAGCGACGGCGGUGUUUACACCUGCGAGGCGGUGAACAAGUUUGGUGUGACCUCCUACAACGGAAACAUAACAGUCACGGAGGCGGGGCAACCGGUCCCUGCAGCCCAGAAGCCGAUACACCCGCCACUUGCCGCCAUAACUCCUUUGCAGCUCGCUCCACAAAAGCCUGAAGCCCAGGAAACGACACAGACUCUGAAUCUGAGUCAGGCACAGCCAGCGCCGCCUACGGAUGCUGAAAAUUAUGUAGAAAGUGUGAGCGUUUCUCUCUGGGAUGCCUACAUCCUGACAGAGCAGGACAAUCAGACACGCCUGCAAGAGAGAAGAAGAUCUUCACUCAUAGCCGUCAGCUCCUUGUCAAGUCCCUCGGAGUAUGACACGGCCCCUGAUGUCUUGGAACCUGCCGAGGCUGUUCCAGCAUCGCCGAGGGGAGUGUCAAAACCAGCUGACACGGUGCAGCCAAAGGCUAAGCAGGAGGAAAUGGCUGUUAUGAGACCUCCCAAGAAACUGUUGGAUGUUAAAGGAGCUCCUGAUAUUAAACUAAGGACACCUUCUCCCAAGCACCAUCGAUCCCACACGCCUUUAACUAGCACUGUGUCUGGAUCUGAGUCAGAGGGUGAGGAGGACAGACGGGAGACAUUUGAAAUAUUCGUCGCUCGAGCCGACUGCAGCCCUAAUACUGGAAGCAAGGACAGUUUUAUUCUGAAGGAGGGUCAGUUUGUGGAGGUCCUGGACUCUGUUCAUCCUGACAGAUGGUUGGUGAGGACCAAGCCAACCAAAACCAACCCCUCUCGACAGGGAUGGCUGUGUCCUGCCUAUCUGGAGAAGAAGAGAAAAGAAAUUUUCCCCCAAAGCAGAGUUGCUCAAGAGGAUCUGGAUGGGAUUGGGUCUACAGGGGAAGAGUACAGGAGAGCACUGAGUCAGCUGAUCCAAGGCCUGAUUGAUGGAGAAGAGGAGUUCGUAAAGGCGAUGAAGACGUUCAUCUCUCACCAGCUCAAUCGUCUGGACUCUAGCCACCACGUCCCCAUGAACAUCCUCAACCAGAAAGAGAUCAUCUUCAGGAACGUCAAAGACGUUGUUGGCUUUCAUGAGCGUUCCGUCCUUCCUGGUCUGAGACGAUGCGUUACAGACGAUGAUGUUGCCAUGUACCUAAUCAAGCACGCUGAGGAUUUUGAGAAGUAUCUUCACUACAUGGUGGGCCAAGCGCAGGCAGAGGCCUGCAUCACUGACAAGGCCGUUCAGCAAUACUUCAAAGAGGUGACAGCGUCUGAUAAGGCUGGCGACGCCCCCGUCAUGGAUGUCCUCACUUUCCUGCAGCAACCAGUUGAGAGGAUUCAAACUUACCAGGCUUUACUGAAGGAGCUGAUUAAGAACAAAGCCAAGAGUGGCCAGAGCUGCUACCUGUUGGAGGACGCCUUCUCCGUGGUGUCCUGCUUGCCCUGGAGGUCAGACAAUCUGCAUCGGGUGUCCCUGAUCGAAAACUAUCCAGCUCCUCUUACUGCUCUGGGCGAGCCUGUGAGACAGGGAGUCUUCACAGUGUUGGAGGAAUCUCCAGAAAUAAAAACAACCUCCAGAGGGCAUCAGAGACAAGUGUUUCUCUUUAAGGAAAGUAUUGUACUGUGCAAGGUGAAGAAAGACGCCAGCAUGAAUCGGGACACAUACAGCUUCAAGAACAAAAUGAAGCUGAAUGAUGUGGAGAUAAAGGAAACGGUGGGCGGAGAGGACAGGUCCUGGGGCUUGUGGCAUGAGCACAGAGGCUCUGUACGGCGUUACACUUUGCAGAGCAACUCCACCCUGGUUAAGCUGUCCUGGCUGAAAGACCUGAAGGAGCUGCAGCAUCGGUCCAGCCUCAGCAAUAACUGCCCUCCAUUGUUUGAGUCACAGCUUUGUGACUGCUCAGCACAGAUUGGGCAGACAAUCAAACUGAGCUGCAGGGUGUUGGGAUUUCCAAAACCAGUAGUCAGCUGGAUCAAAGAUGGUCUUCCUUUGGAGGAUGACCCACGCCACAUCAUCACCGCUGACCGGUCAGGGAGGUGCAGCCUGGUCCUGGACUGCCUCACUGCAGAGGACUCUGGUCAGUACAUGUGCUAUGCGACCAGCUCCAUGGGCAGUGCUGGCACUCUGGCCAAGGUGGUGGUAAAAGCUCCGCCCAGAUUCGUGAGCCGACUGGAAAGUGCUUGCCUGAUAGAAGGGGAAGAGAUCCAGUUUUCAUGUUCCACUCUCACCACCCCUUUACCAAGAAUCAGGUGGUUGAAAGAUGGCAGGGAGCUGACUGCCGGUAAUAAAUACUCCAUUGUGAAUGACGGCAGGAGUGGAAUCUUGUCCCUCACAGUUAUCGGGGCCACAGAGGCAGACAUCGGACAGUACGAGUGUGAACUUUGGAAUGAACUUGGCUGUGUCAAGUGCAAAGCAGGUCUCUGUCCUGCCUUUGUACCACCAGCCGACACUGAGAGUGACCGACCGCAGGACUUACCUGCUAAAGAAGCUGAUUCAGAGGCCUGGUCCACUGCUUUUGUUAAGAAAUGGCUGCAGACUGAUUUCAGCCCUACAUCUAUGGCCAAGAUAUCAUUUCCUGCUGGAUCCUCUGAGCUAUGUAGCACCGACACAGAUGUUCCACCUUCUGCGUUGGAUCAAGCCGUACAGCAGCCUUCCUGUUACCUGGAAGAAGAAGAGGAGGAGAUUUACAUUUCGGAGCCCAUGCACGGAAUCACGGACGCUCCUCCUUCCAUCCAGGUGCCUGCUGAGGAUCUGUGUGUAGAGCCAGGACAAGCAGCAACAUUCACAGCCAUCAUCACAGGAAGACCCACUCCUAAGAUACUGUGGUACAAGGACAGGGAGCGCCUUGCAGCCAAUGAGAAUGUGAAGAUAUCCCAACACGGUGCUCGCUGCUGCCUCAGCAUACUGUGCCCUGAAGGAGAGGACAGUGGCGUAUACACCUGCUUCGCUCACAAUGACUCAGGCCAAGCCUCCUGUGAAGCUCAGCUAACAGUCGAGGAAGGUCCGCUUGAUUCUCAGGAGAGAGAGGUGGAGCUGGGGAAGAGAAGGAAGUUGUUCUCGGUCUAUGAUGUCCACGAGGAAAUUGGAAGGGGGGCAUUUGGGGUGGUGAAGCGGGUCAUCCACAGAAGAACCGGUGAAGUGUUUGCCGCCAAGUUUCUGCCUCUGCGCAGCAGCUCCCGGACCAGGGCCUUCCAGGAGAGGGAUCUCCUUUCCCGUCUCGCUCACCCCAGAGUGGCCUGCCUGCUGGACUUCUUCUGCACCCGACGCACCCUGGUGUUGAUUACAGAAACCUGCUGUUCUCAUGGACUCCUUGACCAUUUAUUGAUGAGAGGAUCUGUCUCAGAAAAAGAAGUCCAGUCAUACAUCCAGCAAAUUCUGGAAGGGGUUGGUCAUAUUCACAGCAUGAACAUCAUGCAUCUGGAUAUCAAACCUGAAAAUAUCUUGAUGGCGUAUCCGCCAAGAGAUGAGAUCAAGAUCUGUGAUUUUGGCUUCUGCCAGGAAAUAGACACAUCCCGACACCAGUACAGCAUGUUUGGCACACCGGAGUUUGUUGCACCUGAGAUUGUGCAUCAAGAACCUGUGACUGUGGCCACUGAUAUUUGGGCCGUCGGUGUCAUUGCAUUUCUGUGCCUGGUUUGCCGGUGCCCUUUUGUGAGCGAGACUGACCGCGCGACAUUGCUGAGCGUGGGCGAGGCGACUUUAAACUGGGACGCCCCGGACAUCGUGUGCAGGAGCCCCGAAGCGAGGAGCUUUCUCCAUACGGUCCUUCAGCCGGAUCCAGAGACUCGACCAUCUGCCCUUGAGUGCUUGAAUCACGAGUGGCUUCAGGAUGGAAAUGCAGGGGAGGACACUGAUGAAAUCAACACAAAGACUUUGAAAGUCUUCAUCUCUAAAAGGAAGUGGCAGCGUUCUUUGACAUCCAUCGGGUCGGUGCUCACACUGAGGCCCAUUCCCGAGCUGCUGGACGCUCCUCUCAGAGAGACUUCAGUUGCGGUUCCCCGCGAGCCCCAGGAGCACAGCAGCACCUCCCUGAGCAGCGGCUCCUCGUCGGAGUACGAUGAGGCAGACUCCUGGGACUUUUUCCAGCACUGCAGCCAGACUGAGGAGGAGGAGGAGGAGACAGAGGAAGAAUAUGAUCCCGAGUCUUUUUCCAAAUGCCGCCUAGGUGCAGAGGAGGAUGAGGAAGGGACUUUAGGGGAGGAUGAGGAUGGAGAGAUGGGAGGAAGGAGGAGCGUCACAGAGCGCAGCGUGAGCAGGGCGUCGAUUGCAUCAUCGACAACAACAGCAGACCAACAGACGCCUCAGAGGGAACGACGCUUCAGCAAGGAUAGCAACCGAUCUUUGCAUCUCUCUGACGGGGAUGAGGGUUCAGGGAGCGAUGGAGGUCGUAUCCCCAGGGGAAGCGUCAUCCGAAGCACUUUCUACAACAACUCUCAACAGCUUUCCCCCCUGUCGGCCAGACACAUGAGUUUGAGGGACAAAUUCCAGGCGAGAAAGCAGGAGAGAGGCCGCAAGCCUCUCAGGAGGAGUUUCUCCGGACGUCUCAACGAGCCUCUGAUUGAGUACGUGGAGGACGAACCGGAGAGCAACCGUGGGCAGAGGCGAGGAUCCAUCCAGCCCAGCAUGCAGAAGUCCUCCUCGUUUGACAGCGGCGUGGCCUUUGCCCAUACCAACCUACCCCCGAACAGACGGAGCAGGUCCCUGGACGAGUAUUCCCGUCGAUCUCCCAGCUCGGCCGGCCGUGAAAGAGCGCGUGAAGAGGAGACCAUCCAGAGCACGAGGGAAGAAGUCACGGAUGAUGAGGCGGUUGGAAGAAGCUCGCUAAUUACCCAGAAAGCUCAGCAGUUCUCAGGAAGAAGGGGCUCAGUUGUUCCGACACAAGGGGCGUUCAGUAGGUCGUCCGCUCCUUCAGAGUUUCUCAGCGGAGGCCGUAUGAGAUCCAGGCUGGGUCAGGACCAGAUGGAGGGGGAUACUUUAACCAGCUCCCAAGGGUCUCUGGCUGAGUCUUUUAUUUUGGAGCACGGUGGAUCCGAGUCUUCAAGUAGACUUGGCUCCUUUGACGAGCUGAGCCACGGUCAGGUUGGAAGACGGUACCAGACGGGAGAGAGCGACGGACACGAUGAACACAGUGAGCCCCUGAUCACGCCAUCUCCCACCUCCUUUCAAGAAAUGAAACCGAGAAACUCCUUUCCUCAAGCGCCACCACGCAACCGCACCAGGUCCAAUCCCAACUUAUCCACAACCUGCAGAGGUCAGCCAGGGAGGCCCUUAAUGCCGAGUCCGAGUCCAAGCCUCUGCUCUCUAGACGCUCCCGAGAGGCCUCCCAGGGCCCGGGACAAGAAAGACGGCUCCGGGCUCCAAAGACACGCAUCCGCUCCAGCUCUGGAAGCGCGGCCACCGACUGGAAAGUCCCCCAAACUGGGCCUUCUGAAGAUCUUCCGCAGGCAGUCCUGGACCGGCCGCUCGUACACCGAGCUGGAGGAUGCGGAGCUGGGGCCCACUCUGGGAGAGAUCAUGAAGCCCGACACACCUCCUAUGUCUCUGAGGAAGAAGAUGAGAGCCUCUGCUUCCAGUCUGACCAAACUAUUCUCCAGGUCCUCCAGUAAGGAGGAUGUCAGAAAAGGAGGACCCAUAGUGAAAGGAUCUGCUGCCAUCCCACCUGAGAGGGAACAAAGCAUUGGUCUCGAAAGCCCCAAAAAGAGAAGCUCAAAGCUCCUGUCAUCUUUUAAAAUACCAUCAUUCAAGAAAACAAAAGUUUGUCCCAGCAAGGCCGAGGUGCUGCAUUUAGACGGAGGCGGUGUCCUGCUGGUGUGGAGGCCUGUCCAGUCCGCUGACCCGGUCACUUACUGUGUCCAGUACUGUACAGAUGGUGGAGAGUGGACAGUCCUGUCAGAUGAGGUGGCAGAGAGCUGCUAUGUGGUGAAGGACUUACCCAAAGGAGCAUCGUACGUGUUUAGAGUGGGCUGUAUCACCAGGACGGGAGCAGGACCUUUCAGCGAAGCUUCAGCUCCCGUUGUCAUGUCCACUCAUCCUGAAGACAUCCGCAUUCCUCUCAUUCAAGUUGAAUCUCUUGGGUCAAAAGCCACUGGAUCAGAAAAUCAAACCGUAACCAGGAACUACAGCUUCCUCUCUGAGAUCAACAGGGGUCGUUUCAGUGUAGUAACCCUGUGCAGGGAUGUGGAGACCAGCCAGGCGUUCGCCGCCAAGAUCACGCCCUACCAGGCCGAGCAGAGGCCACUGGUGCUGCGGGAGUACCAGCUGCUGAGGAGGCUUCACCACCUCCACCUGGUCCAGCUGCACGCUGCUUUCAUCACUCCUCGCUACGUGGUGUUGGUGGAGGAGCUGUGUCCCGGCAAGGAGCUGCUGCACAGUCUGGCAGCAAGAGACCUGUAUGCAGAGAGUAAUGUCGCCGAGCUGCUGCAUCAGAUUGUGAGCGCGGUGGACUACCUCCACAGCCGUCGGGUCGUGCACCUGGACCUGAAGUCUGACAACAUGCUGGUGGAUGACGGCAACCACCUAAAGAUCGUCGAUUUUGGCUCGGCUCAGUCCUUCAUACCAGGACAGCCUCUCAGCAUAGAGCACAUUCACGGCUUCUCAGACAGCAAAGACUGCUGCAGAAAAGUCUAUAUUGUCCUUCCUAAAGCUCCAGAGAUCCUGGAAGGUCAGGGCGUAGGGCCGGAGACGGACAUCUGGGCUAUUGGUGUCCUGUCCUUUAUUAUGCUGAGCGCCGACAGUCCCUUUUAUUCCGAGCUCAGCUGGGAGCAAGACAAAAACAUAAGGAAAGGAAAGAUCCAGUUCGGCCGCUGUUACCCUGGUCUGUCAGAAGGAGCUUUAAACUUCAUGAAGAGCAGCCUGCAUAACAAGUCCUGGGGGAGACCCACAGCGGCCGAGUGUCUCCAGAACCCGUGGCUACGCGCCCAUCGCGCUCCGCACAAAGUCCGGCCCUCCAAAGUGUGCUUCUCCUCUGACAAGCUCAGAGCUUACCUCAAGCAGAAAGAGGAGAAACGAGAGCAGGUGUGCACAAAACACCAGGGUCCGUCCUUCCAGUGAGGUAGAAAAAAAAAAAAACGACAAAACCUUCAUUUUUCUGAACAAAAAACAUUUUAGUGCUGUUGUCUUUUGUCAAGCGUGCCUCGAAACCCUUGUUAUCUGCAUAAAGUGAGAUAUCCUGACUUCAAACGCGUCUUAAUGAGUCUCAGUGUGUGAAUCUUUUUGAUUCGGUGUUGAUGAAGACAAAUCAGGGAUGAGUAAGUACCACAAAUCAGUGCAUGAGUUGUGAGGUUUUAAGUUGUGCUGUAUGAGAUUCGCUUUGUUCCUCUGCUACAGUGUCAAACAGACGCACAUGCUGGGUCUUACAUUUGAAAUCUGUUUUUGGGAUGUGUGUGUGUUUUAAUGAAGACAGGUAUGUUUCAGUAAUAUAUUCCAAACUUUCUAACUCACACGUCUGCAAUAAAUAAAUAGUUAACAGGUAAAUUGUGUUAUUUUGGAUGACCUUGUCUUGAAGAGAAUGGGGGGAAAAAUAUGUAAUAAAUGACACUAGAAGAGCUGUUAAUUACUAAAUCUCUUUAUUUAUCCAGGUUUCUAUACAGACACAUGGUUUUCAACAUCUAUAGAAAUCUACAUAAUAGAAAGACUUCUCUGUGCAGAAGGGUUUUAGCUGUUUAAUAUUUGUCCUUAAUAAAUGUAUGCAUACACACAGUU